AUGGACACCAGCCAUAUGCAACCCAUCAGGCUGGCCAGGGUCACCAAGGUGCUGGGCAGGACCAGCUUGCAGGGACAGUGGAUGGAGUUCAUGGAUGACACGAGCUGCAACAUGAAACGCCCCGUGCGCAAGGGCGACAUGUUUACCUUUUUGGAGUCAGAGCGAGAAGCUCUGAGGUUGAGCUCACCUUGUGUCUGGGUCCUGGAUAUCUGGGUGGACCAUUUGGCUCAUAGGGAUGAUCUGCGAUUAUUAAUAAAGCAUUCAUGCUGCAUGUAA
Messenger RNA from Hyaena hyaena (striped hyena), 276 nucleotides. Its product is annotated as 40S ribosomal protein S28-like. Gene Ontology annotation, biological process: translation. The record is from RefSeq and is a predicted model, not a curated record. The coding region runs from base 1 to 276 and encodes 91 amino acids. The transcript has a single exon. Lineage: Eukaryota; Metazoa; Chordata; Mammalia; Carnivora; Hyaenidae. Gene Ontology annotation, cellular component: ribosome. Gene Ontology annotation, molecular function: structural constituent of ribosome.